AUGCAGUCCAAGCUAAUAUUCGGUGCCCUCUUCGGAAUAUUCCUAACAUCUACAUUCGAUCAUAACAGUUCGCAUCAGGAUGCCAUCAUCUUCAGAAUGACGAACGCCGUGUGUGAAAGUUACAACCAGUCCUGGUUCGUGUUCCACACUUGUCGCCUGAAGGCCCUCAGUCGCAGCAAAGUGGUCUUCAAUAUGAAUGGAACGAUAUUACAUCCGGUCAACGAUAUAACAAUUCGUGUCAGAGUUUUUAAAAGGGCAAGUGGCUACAAGCCCUGGCUCUUCAACAUUUAUUUUGAUGCCUGUCAAUAUUUGCGAAAGCCUAAUGUACCCUUUGUUAAAUUAGUCUAUGGGUUAUUUAAAGAGUUUAGCAACAUAAACCACUCAUGUCCGUAUGUGGGUCUACAAAUCAUCAAGGGUUUCUAUCCGAAAACUGAACUUUUUCCCCUUCCCUUUCCAUCCGGGGAUUAUAUGCUCACGGGUCAGUGGUAUUUCGAUAAAAAGCCACAAUUUGAUACGAAUAUUAGUUUUGCAUUUGUUGAGGAUCUCCUAAAGAAUAAUUAA
Drosophila subobscura is the source of this 561-nucleotide messenger RNA. RefSeq lists its product as uncharacterized. The transcript is spliced from 3 exons. The record is from RefSeq and is a predicted model, not a curated record. NCBI's taxonomy places the organism in Eukaryota, Metazoa, Arthropoda, Insecta, Diptera, Drosophilidae. The coding region runs from base 1 to 561 and encodes 186 amino acids.